Messenger RNA from Vitrella brassicaformis, 1797 nucleotides. Lineage: Eukaryota; Vitrellaceae. The record is from the annotation of a GenBank genome assembly.
GUGUGGGUGUGGGUGUGAGGGUGUGUGGGAAUGGCCAAGUCAGUCAGUCAGUCGAACUGCACGCUGCCCUCAGAGGCGAUGGUCGAGGCCAUUGAGCCGACACGAGCAAUGGUUCCGCUGAAGUGCUUGAACUCGGGCCAGCUGGUCCGGGAGUCGGUGGGCGUCUUAGAAGCAGACGGCUCCUGCUGCUGCUUGCUGGCCACGGCGUACUUCCUCUCCUCGACGUUGUACUCGUUGAAGCCGACAACAGCCUUGAGAUCUAUCGUCACAAGACACACACAAGUUCACACACAUGGAUGGGAUGGCAAGGGAUGGGUGGGCUGACGGAUGGACACUCCCUCACCCACCCACCCGAGAAGGAGGAUAUGUGCGGCGUGGUGUCGUGGCCGUUUUUGAGUGCGCCGAGCACGCCCCUGACGGCCUUGAUGGAGGUCGACACGAGCGACGUCGAGUAGAUGACCAGCUUGUACCCCACCUCCUCCAGCUCGUCCACCGACAGGAACGGCGUGCUGCCCCCCUCGAUAAGAUUCGCCAUCUUCGGACCUCCCACCUCACUGACACACACACACACACACACAGAGAGAGAGAGAGAGGACGGACACACACCACAUGCGUCUCAUGUGUGUGUGUGGUGUGGGUGGAUGAGUGCAUGAGUGGAUUGGAGGGGUACCUUCCUUACCUGCAGUAGCGUCGCAUCUCUUCGACGGUCCUGGGUGCCUCGAGGAAGGCAAUGUCCGCACCCAUUGCGUGGAAGGCCCGGCAGCGGCGGAUGGCCUCAUCAAGCCUGCACUCACACACACCCAUACAUACGACAGAGGUGAUGUGUGGCUAUUUGUGGUCUCUCUCUUCUCUCAUCUCCUUCUCAUCUCACCCACCCGAGGGAAGCCCGCGCGUCGGUGCGGGCCAGAAUGCAAAUGUCGGCGCCCUCAUCCCUGCCAGGACACACCAAGCACACAACGGGUGAGAAACGACACGCAGUGGAUGUGCUGUGCUGUGGUGUGGUGUAGCCGGCCGAGCGCACCCCACCGUACCGCGCGUCAAUGGCGGCCAUGACGCGCAUGCAGGCGUCUUCGAACGGGAUGACCUCCUUGCCCGCGGGGUGGCCGCACUUCUUGGGCGCCACUUGGUCCUCUAUCAUGAUGCACGCCACACCCGCACGGGCGUACCCCUGAACCGUCCUCUUGACGUUGACCGCAUUGCCUGUUUGACCCACACACACACAGACCCAUGGUGUGUGUCGUGUGUGCACACAGCUACCUGCAGUGCAGUGAAAGCUUACCGUAUCCGGUGUCACCAUCAGCGAUGAGCGGGAUGCUUUUGACGGCCUCCGUGAUCGCCCGGCAGCUGUCCAGCAUCUCAGAGUAGGCCAGCAUCUGGGUGUCGGGGAAUCCACGCGCGCCAGACACCGAAAACCCGCUCAUGAAGGCGCAGGGGAACCCUGAUGGACACACCACACACAGCCGCACACACGCACGAUGGAUGCAGUGCAGAUCUCAGCUGAUCUCUCCCUGAUCCAAUUAAUCCAGUGCGGACCUUCCUGCUCAACGAGCCUGGCGGUGAGAUCGUCGUAGCAGCCUGGCGCCUGGAUGACCCCGGUGGGCGAGUUGAGGAGCUCACGCAGGCGCUCGGCAGCGGGGUUGCGGUGGGGACCCAUCAUCUUAUUUUGGUCGUUCGAGGGGUGGGCUGUGGGCUGCAGGCGACGUUCAGUUGACCCAGAGAUGACGGGAGAGAGAGGGAUGGUAGGGAAGCAGGGAGGCCAGCAGGCAAGAAGGAGGAGAGUGACGGCGGAUAUCAAAG